Galeopterus variegatus (Sunda flying lemur) is the source of this 1769-nucleotide messenger RNA. RefSeq names its product transmembrane protein 106C (gene TMEM106C). The transcript is spliced from 7 exons. NCBI's taxonomy places the organism in Eukaryota, Metazoa, Chordata, Mammalia, Dermoptera, Cynocephalidae. The record is from RefSeq and is a predicted model, not a curated record. The coding region runs from base 100 to 981 and encodes 293 amino acids.
AAGCCCCUGAAGCACGCAGGUGGCCGGGAGAGCGGCCCGGAGAGGAGCAGCGAGGAGUUCGUGCCCUGCAGGACAUGACACAAGUGGCACAUUACGGCCAUGGGGUCUCAGCAUUCUGCCUCUGCUCGCCCCACCUCCUGCAAGCGAAAGAAAGAUGACAGGGAGGAUUUUUUGGCCGAACGAGAGCAGGAAGAAGCCAUUGCUCAGUUCCCAUAUGUGGAGUUCACUGGGAGAGAUAGCAUCACCUGCCUCACGUGCCAAGGGACAGGCUACAUUCCAACAGAGCAAGUAAAUGAGUUGGUAGCUUUGAUCCCACACAGUGAUCAGAGAUUGCGCCCUCAGAGAACUAAGCAGUAUGUCCUCCUGUCCAUCCUGCUCUGUCUCCUGGCAUCUGGUUUGGUGGUUUUCUUCCUGUUUCCACAUUCAGUCCUUGUGGACAAUGACGGCAUCAAAGUGGUGAAGGUCACAUUUAAUAAGCAGGAGUCCCUUGUAAUCCUCGCCAUUAUGGCCACCCUGAAAAUCAGGAACUCCAACUUCUACCCUGUGGCAGUGACCAGCCUGUCCAGCCAGGUUCAGUACGUGAACACAGUGGUUGGCACAUAUGUGACUUCUAACGUCUCCCUCAUUCCACCUCGUAGUGAGCAACUGGUGAAUUUUACCAUGAAGGCUGAGAUGGGAGGACCAUUUUCCUAUGUAUACUUCUUCUGCACAAUACCUGAAAUCCUGGUGCACAACAUAGUGAUCUUCAUUCGGUACGUCACCCUUUUCCCUAUCCCGAUGGCCUUGGUGUUUGAGCCUGGACCAUCAGGUUAUGCGAGCUUACCACCUUUGCUCAGAAGAUCCCUAUGCAACCCACAAGGCAGAAGCAUCGGGCCAAGGAGGGAAUGCCUUGCAGGCACAGAUACAGUAGACCCUUGGUGUUCUCUAGAUGCAGUGUCCAUAUCCCCUUCACAAGUCACCAGAUUCACAGUGAACAAUUGAACACUACAGAUACUCCUCAAUUUACAAUGAAGUUAUAUCCUGAUAAACCCAUCAUAGGUUGAUAAUCUCAUAAGCCGAAAAUGCAUUUAACACACUAAGCUACCGAACAUCAUAGCUUAGCCUAGCCUACCUUAAAUGUGCUCAGAACACUUACAUUAGCCUACAAUUGGACAAAAGUAUUAACACAAUGCCUGUUGUAAAUAAAGUGUUGAAUAUCUCAUGUAAUUUAUUGAAUACUGUACUGAAAGUGAAAAACAAAAUGGUUGUGUGGGUACUCCAGGUACACUUUCUACCAAAUGCAUUUCACACCAUUGUAAAGUCAAAAAAUCAUAAGUUGAGCCAUCAUAAGUCAACAACUAUCUGUAAUUUUCUCCAUGAAAUGGGAUUUAGUUUAAGUAAACACAUUGUGAUCCCUUUAGAAUCCUAAUGAGACCGGUAAUGAGCAGAAAAGCCUUCUUAAGGUGUAAGUACUCAGCAUUUGACCAGACUGACUUUCUUGCCACACAAAUUACCACGUCAUGGUCCUUUGGGGUUAUUCCUAGAAUCAUGACUGUUAAAUUUUCGGGUACAAGGAUCUGCUGUGAUUAUUUGAAAUAUGAGAGGUUAGAGCAGGGUUUCUCAGCCUUGACACUAUUAACAUUUUGAGCUAGACGGUUCUUUACGGUAGGUGGGGCUAUCCUGUGUAUUGUGGGAUAUUUAACAACCUCUCUGACCUCUACCUAAAUAGAUGCCAGUAACACCACUCCUUCUGCCCUUCAGUUCUUCCUUUAUUUAUUUUUUUUAAAAGA